AUGAACAUCAAAUGUGAAGACGUCACUCUCUACAUCCCAAAGACCACCCAAGGCUCGUUCGAGAAUGAACCACCAGUCUUACUGAAAUUCAUGGUCACCCUGGUACAAGAUGCAUCCUUGGCUGGAGUACUCGGAGUUCAGUGCGACGCAGUCUUCUGCUUUGCUUGUAGACACUUCUUGGCUCAGACAGCACGUGCUGAAGAGACGUUCACUAGCACUGGAUUCUCCAACUGGAAGAAGGCACUUGGGAAGAAAGGGAAGAUCUCCAAACAUGUUGUAGCUGACUAUCAUGUCAAUGCCAUUGUUGCAUGGGCUUCCUUCAAAGAGAGUGAGAAGAUUGGCUCUAUUCUUAAACAACAGAGCGAGUCCUACAAGAAGGAGAUUCUGGAGAACCGCCACUUUAUAAAGACGGUUGGCGAGGUGCUUCUUGUGACAGGAACUCAGAAUAUCGCUCAGCGAGGCCAUCGUGAAGAUGAUGGGUCAGACAAUGCUGGCAACCUCAGGAGAAUACUGUCUUUGGUGAGUGGUCAUGACAAGGUGGUUAAAAAACGCCUUGAAGGAGGACCUCUCAAUGCGAAAUACACUAGUCCAGAGAUCCAGAACGAAAUGCUAAAAACUCUAGCUCAAAUGGUCCGUGAGCAGAUACUGAAGGAGAUUCAUGCUUCUGAACAAUUCGCCAUCUUGGUGGACGAGACUAAAGAUGUCAGAAAGACUGAGCAGCUCGCACUCGUCGUGAGAUAUCACCAUCAGGUGCAGAUCACAGAGAGCUACCUGUGCUUCAAGAAUGCUGAUGGUCUCGAUGCCGAUGAAGUCAUUGGGCUUGUUAGUGGCUAUGGACUGGACUAUAGGGUUAAUUUAGUUAGACAGGGUUACGAUGGGGCUGCAGUAAUGAGUGGAGCUGUAUCAGGUGUGGCAACGAGGAUACAAGAGGUAGCUUCUUCGGCCGUCUAUGUGCAUUGCUAUGCACAUCGAUUUAAUCUAGUCAUCGUUGAUGCCUGCAAGACGGUCAAGGAAGCUGCUAGCUUCUUCGCCCUGCUUCAACAACUGUACGUCUUUGUGUCUGGGUCCAACGUUCACCAGAGAUGGCUCAAAAUACAGGCAGCGAUGUUCCCUGGAGAGCAGCCUCGCGACCUAAAGAGACUUAGCGACACCCGAUGGGCAUGCAGAGCUGAUGCCUGUGUCGUUGUGAAGACACGGCUAAAAGCGAUUCUCCGGUUGCUAAAUCGCAUCUCUGAGGAUGACGAUGGAGAGCGUGCUGUCGAAGCUACAGGUUUCCUUGCACAAAUGGAUGAGCGGUUUGCGGCACGACUUGUGUUGAUGAGCACACUACUGCAGAAGUCCAAAUCGUUGUCCACCAUGCUGCAGCAAGAUGAUGUGGACCUGUCUGCAGCUAGCAACUUAGCUGCAGUCAUCAUUGAUGAGCUCCAGGACAUGCGGUCCAAUGACGACAACUUCUGUGAGAUCUGGCAGAAGGUGGAUGGAGUCGUAAAUGAUUGUCGGGAUGACCUCGCGCCCACCAGACGGAGACGAGCUCCUCGACCUUCAACACGCUUGAAAGGCUACCAUGUGCUGGAAGCCACUGGUCAGCAGGAGCAGGCAACCCCUGAAGUGGACUUCAAAAUUAACUUCAUGUUCCCAGAAAUGAGACGGAGGUUUAGCGACCAAAACUGCAGGCUGAUGAAGGGUAUAGAUGCCCUGACACCAUCCAGUGAAAACUUUCUGUCCCCUGAGAACCUGAAGGCUCUACAGGAAACAUAUGGGGCAGAUCAGGAAGACCUGAGGCAUGAGCUCCAUCAAGUUAAGAGGCUGAUAGAGAGAAAGGCCUCUAAAGAAGAAGCAGUUCCAAAGAGCAUGCAGGGUCUUGUCAAUUUCUUGGAGCCCUACCAGAAUGCCUUUUUUGAGCUAUAUCGACUUUCGAAAAUCGCAGCGAUCAUUCCAGUUACGUCAGCCUCAUGUGAGAGAAGCUUCUCCGCAAUGAAGCUAAUCAAGACAUAUCUUAGGAACUCCAUGGGGAAUGAACGCCUGGGCGACCUUGGCAUGUUGUACAUUGAGAGGAGGCGCACUGAAAAGCUGAACAUGGAUGAGUUCGUUGACAAGUUUGCAACAUCCCAUAAGAACAGAAGGAUCAAACUUGUGUAG
Patiria miniata (bat star) is the source of this 2139-nucleotide messenger RNA. RefSeq names its product zinc finger MYM-type protein 1-like. Lineage: Eukaryota; Metazoa; Echinodermata; Asteroidea; Valvatida; Asterinidae. The record is from RefSeq and is a predicted model, not a curated record. Gene Ontology annotation, molecular function: protein dimerization activity. Bases 1 to 2139 code for a protein of 712 amino acids. The transcript is spliced from 4 exons.